Molecule: messenger RNA, 1995 nt
Organism: Daldinia childiae
Lineage: Eukaryota; Fungi; Ascomycota; Sordariomycetes; Xylariales; Hypoxylaceae
Product: putative duf1941 family protein
Exons: 3
Coding region: 1-1995 (664 amino acids)
Source: RefSeq, a predicted model, not a curated record
AUGGAUAUUCCAGAUGUCUCAAAGCUACAGGUACAAAACAGCGAAGAAGGCGGGUCGAGCGACACUACAACUUCAUCUAUAGAGAAAAUCCAGCAACUCCUCAAGGCCAAAGAUGAUACCUCCAGAUUCGUUGGAUUGGCUCUUUUAAAGUCCGUCUUAGACAACUCCCCCGAACUUCAGAGUGAGAAAGAAGUUAUAGUUUCAUUAUGGGACUCUAUUUCACCUAAAUUCCUAGACAGGCUAUUACGCACCGGUUCUCACUCUAGCUCGGAGCAGAAAAGCUCCAAGGACAUGCUUGACUUAGCAAUCGCUGUCAUUCAUACAUUCGCUGUGCUGUUGCCCGAUGAAGCAAAACAAGACACAAAACUACUUGGUAGAAUACCAAGAUUAGCCAAGGCCGUCCUUUAUAGCUCCAAAGAGACAACCCAGGUAAUCAUAGAGACAUUACUAACUCUUGUUGCCGUACCUGGGGGUGCCAAAAGCUUCGCCGAUCUUGAUAUCGACGACUGGACCCCUUUAAUAGAAAUCGCCCCAGAACACUCACAUGUGCUCACAAUAUUCAUCUGGGCCUGGGAGAGGGGGCCUACCAACUUCGAAGAUGAAGUCGCUCGGGAAGCGAUGAGGACUAAGAUCGACCAAGGAAUCCAAUCUUUCGUAUCCUCCUUUAUUGGAACCGACGCUACAAGUCUCCUAGAAUUCAUAUCCCACGUUCUAAGAAAUAUCAACGAAAAUCUCAUCCCUAGAAAUCCAAAAUGGCUCGGUUCCGUUACCAAGCUCAUACGCAACUUAGCAACCAACAGACCAACCGCAGCUAGUCGUUCUGCGUAUACAAACUGCGCGGGCGCCUUGCUGCUUAUAUAUCCGGAGUCGACGCCUCAGCUAUUAUUCCUUGACGAGAAGGACUCCUCAAAGCCGUUCUCGUAUCUGUUCAUCAAUCUCAUUCUAGUAGACCUACGCGCAACCCUACCUUCUCUCCUGGAAAUGCUCAACGACCCAGAAUACCCGCGGAUCUCGCAGCGUCUCACAUCCGCGCUUGAUAUUCUGACAGCCUUCAUCGGCCAACUUAUUUCUUGGAUGGAGGAACUGGACAACCCCAAGCCAGACGCAAAACCAGCAGAUUCCUGGCUCAAGAUGCCUCCCGAUCUGGUCCUCAAGCUUAGUAGCUCGAUCGCCGAAACCUUGUCCGUUGUAAUGGAGUAUCUACGGGACCGCUGGGAUGCCUCGGUAGCAGGGGCUCAAGGAUUGCACCCGGAGGCACGAGCCAGCAACGCGCAUACGGACUUCGGCUCCCAUAAGACGCUUGCUUGGGACGCGAAAGACGAGAGCGCAGCUACAGAUGCCUUCAUACUAUCCUCCAUACGCGCAAUCGCGCUCUGGGUCCGCGACGAUGACGGUGACGUUCUAAGGAAAGAGGGCGCUGGGCUGAUGGACAUGUUUAUGGAACUGUACCAAAAUAGUGGUUCGAAUCCAUCCCAACCAAGUGGACUAGAUUACAGGCUCCCCGUCCUUGCGGCGCUCGAAGGCGUGCUCCGCACAUCGAAGGGAAUUAAUGCGUUCAACUCGUACGACGGCUGGAAAGUACUUUCAAGUGAUAUGCUUAAGAUCCUUGAAGAGAGCUCGACUUCUACCGCCCUACAGGAAGCGGACAUCAUUCGCGGUAUCCGCAUUACUCUCGUCUUGCAGAUAGUAGCGGAGAACGAGGGUACGACAUCUGAGGACUGGAUGGGCGUGGUGACGGCUGUAGCGGCGUACGACGUAUCGAUUAUAGAGGGUAGCUCUAAGGACGAGCCGCUCCUCGACUUUCAAGCAGAUGUAUUGCAGCUCGUCGCGACAUUGCUGUCGAAUGCGAAUCCGGGCAUGAGAAGGCGGUAUGUGCAUUCAGCCAAUGCUAUACGGGGGGUUGCGGAACAGUUAAGGGGUAAGACGAACGGAGAGAGUGAUACGGCAAAGGAGUUAGAGGAUGUGUUGUCUCUACUAGAUGGAUUGCAUGUAUAG